Molecule: messenger RNA, 1784 nt
Organism: Ictalurus punctatus (channel catfish)
Lineage: Eukaryota; Metazoa; Chordata; Actinopteri; Siluriformes; Ictaluridae
Gene: nanos3
Product: nanos homolog 3
Exons: 1
Coding region: 318-878 (186 amino acids)
Biological process (GO): oogenesis; negative regulation of translation
Cellular component (GO): perinuclear region of cytoplasm
Molecular function (GO): mRNA binding; zinc ion binding
Source: RefSeq, a predicted model, not a curated record
UGUGUUGGAGCAGGAAACACGUGCAGAGGAUUCUCCAGGGCUCCAGGAGCAGUUUAUAAAGCAGCUUAUUUGAUAGCUUCAUGCCUAACAAUUCAGUUCGUGUGUUUACAGUAGCCUAGCUACGACUCUUUUUUAAUAAUUAUUAUUAUUUUAGUAAACAAACAAACAAAAUUAAUGGCAUGUGCGCGCUGAUUGGUUCCCGCAGCAGCACCCGCCUUUCACGCGCCACACGCGUGUGCGCUCCAGACUCGCCUACUUAAGGGGGGUUUCUUGGUUGUUUUAAGUUUUCACCCCCCUCUCUAUCCCGAUGACUCGCGAUGGUGUUUUCUCUGCUGCGCUACAUCCUGGCGGCUCACGGCUCCAUGGAGCCCGAGGACCAGCGUCACUUCCAGCCGUGGCGGGAUUACUUGGGUCUCGCGGACACGGUGCGUGCGAUGCGGGAAACCUCUGGUCCCGAACCUCACCAGGUCCGGGAGUUCGGGUUUACGCCCGAGAUUUCUCAUCACCGGGGCCGUAAUGCUGCAAUGCUCCAGACUUUCCCCGAGCCUGAGAUGUCCGUGUUCAGAGGAAGACCGAAAACGCAGAUGGGGCGACUGAAGUGCGGUCGUACCGGGACCACAGGGCCUCCACCUCCAUCACCUCAAGGUUCUCGCUCUGGGGAAAAGUUCUGCAGUUUCUGCAAACAUAACGGCGAGUCUGAACAAGUGUUCACGUCGCACUGCCUGCGGAGCCGCGGCGGAGCAGUGGCGUGUCCUUACCUGCGCCGCUACGUGUGUCCGCAGUGCGGGGCGACGGGCGACCGCGCGCACACCAAACGCUUCUGCCCGCUCGUGGACAGCACGUACGCCUCCGUGUACACCCGGCCUGCCCGUAAAUGACCGAAAAUCUGAACCCCACUCUCACACUCGCUACCAAACUGUAGGUUAUUCUUUUUUUUUUUUUUUUACUUGGGAAGGUGAACAAGAAGCUUUAGACAAAAGCUGCACAGGUACGUCAGCGGUCCUUAAAGUCCGGUACUGUACCUGGAAUGCUUUUAUAUGUAGGCUUCAACUAUAUUUUCAAAAGGUACUAAAGAUGUACCAGUUAUGAUUCAAUUUCAGAGAAAAGCUCAAGUACAGUUGGUGCUUUUUAUCUGAGAGUGGCUGUAGAAAGUUGUAAGUCCUUUUAAAAAAAAAAAAAAAAAAAAAAAAAAUCAGCAUUAUAUUUUUAAUGUCUGCAUUACUGUGCUUAUUAUUAUGGCUUAGAGCUGUCGGGUUUAGUUGUUUGAAACUCCGGAAUGACCUGCCCUGGGUUUACAGCUGUAACACCUGGAACGCUGUGGGUGUCAAGAGUUUUGCUUUACUAACUUUGUGUGCACUUUGUGUAUGCACUUGUGUUGUGUGUUUAUUUUGAUUGGUGUGUUUUGUUUUGAAGCUGAUUUCUCUAACGAGCUUGUGCUCAGGCCUCUCUGGCUCAUCACAGGUGCAGCAUGUUACAGGUGCGGGUCUAUGCAGGGCUUCAUGAUGGGACCGUGGCUCUCCGACCUGCUAUUUUUCUGCUCCAUUUUAUUGUCCAUUCGAAGAACUUCUGACGUGUUGUGACUUUUUAAAGUGUUUUAGACCAUUUGGGAUUUGAGUUAAUAUACUUUAUAUGCAUGUAACAAGCCUCAGUGCUGCAUUUGUUUUUAUAUAUUAUAUAAGACGUAAGUGUUGGACUGUUUUGGUACGAAUGACCUCGUCGAUGCCUCUGAAUCUUCUGCAAUUCUGUAAGUUUCAAUUUCUAAUAUAUUUAAAGUGUGAGCUCCA